AUGACCAUGCUUUGGCAACGCGGCACAGAGGCUCCGAUGGACACCUCGCCAGCUGGUCCACCUCAGCCCAGCAUCUUCGACCGAGACGAUUCGCAAGCAUGGUCUGCACAAGCGUCCACAUCGCAUCUACCGGCAGACAUCGACAUGGCCGACGUCGAAAUGUCAAGCCUCACACCACCAUCGCAUAAAGCGUCCGGACUUCGAUACCAUGUGACCGAUCAAAGCGACGAUCUGGCAGACGACUCGAUGGGCAAUGCUGACGGCCUCGCGAGCAGCAAUUCCGCCAAGGCAGCAACGCAGCAUGUUCGUCGCAAGCGCAGCAUUCUCAGUAGAAAGGGCAAGCGUCUGGCACAUCUGCAGAGUCGCGACCUCGUCCCCGCUUCCAGAGGCUCUUACACGAACCAUAUCGCCGACGAUGACGAUGACCAGGGGAGCAGCUACAGCACCGAGGGAGAAGAUGACGGUGACGAGGUUGACGUGGCGAGUCGACGCAAAGGUACACCAAGUCGGAUCGGGUCCAUCACCAAGUACGCCGUCAACUACAUCCUUCCCAAUGCAGUGUCUCCUGUACCACAAGAACUCGCUGCCUCUUCUUCGUCGGUGCAUCAUAUGGACAAGCCAGAGCUCUUGCUCGGCUAUGCACAGCUCAUCUUUAACGCCAGCAUCCUCUCGACUUUCCUCUAUCUUCUCUAUCAUGUUGUUCGAACGGUGCAGAAGGAUGUCGCUGAGAAGGUGCGAUCGUACGAAAUGGAUACACUGUCCGAGAUCACAGCCUGCGCUGCGGCGUACACGGCCAACCGAUGCGGCACCGACAUGCAAGCACCAGCUCUGGCUAACGCAUGCAGGAACUGGGAGCGUUGUUCAGCACGCGACCCAGCAGUGGUCGGCACAGCACGUGUCACAGCCGAAACCUUUGCCGACAUUCUCAAUGGGUUUGUCGACUCGGUCAGCUGGAAGACCAUGCUGUUCACGCUCAUUUGCUUCUCGAUCGUGGUGGGGGCGACCAACUCGUUCCUCUCCUUCUUUCGUAUCAAGUCGCGAUCUCGAACUCAGGCCGUAGACCACGGCACGCAACAAGCGCAUUACUCAGGGCCACCGCACACCUCCGCACCCCCUCACACAUCAGCUGGAGGACCAUCGCAUGAGGCUGGUCACGCAAGCGGUGUCGCUCCGUAUUAUCAGUCUCACCUCCAGCAUCCGAGCUAUGCACCGGCUCCUCACUACGGCUACCCGGCGUGGCAGCAGCUCCCACCUUCCACACCGUCGCGCAGACGGACACGCCAAGACACUUGA
Kalmanozyma brasiliensis GHG001 is the source of this 1293-nucleotide messenger RNA. Its product is annotated as Brl1/Brr6 domain protein. Bases 1 to 1293 code for a protein of 430 amino acids. Gene Ontology annotation, cellular component: nuclear envelope; nuclear membrane. The transcript has 2 exons. Gene Ontology annotation, biological process: lipid homeostasis; nuclear envelope organization. The record is from RefSeq and is a predicted model, not a curated record. Lineage: Eukaryota; Fungi; Basidiomycota; Ustilaginomycetes; Ustilaginales.